GGGUACGUUUUCUCAGCUUCUCGUUAUUAUUUUGAUUUUUACCGGCUAGCUCUUUGGGCCUUCAUAUCUGCAACUUUAUGUUUCCGAUUUCAAAUGAAGAGAGAGAAUUUUUUUUUUUCUGAAAUGGUUUAUUUGUUGUUUUGAUUUCGCAAAGGAAAAGCCAAGUAGAUUUUUUUUCUUUUUGCUACACUUUCUUAGCAACCAAAUAGGGAUUAGAUCUGUAUGCAAAUAUAUUCAUAUUAUUAAUUUGAACUUAUAUUCGUAUUGUUUUUGAAUCUCGUUUCUGUAAUAUCUUUUAUUGCCUUUCCGCUCAUAUUUUUAGGGCAUUGUUUGGUUAGAAUUUUGAAAAUAUUUACCUGCUUUUCGUAGAAAAAUUGCAUUUUUCAUUUUUAUUUUUUACAUUGCAUCCAAAAUUAAAUGGUGGGUUUAAUUGGGAAUUGUGUGAUUUUGAUCAGAUUCCCUUGAGCUCAUUAACCUAUUGAUUUUGAGCAUGCAGAGAAAAUAGUUGCAAUCUUCAUUUUUGUAUUUUCUGAGAAUUGUACUGAUGCAAAUGCAUUGUCCCAAUCAAGGUUCUGUUAGCAGGUGAUAACAUUGAAAAGCCAUAGCCUCUAGAAAUUGAAGAAAUUAUGUCAACAAGGACACUAUUCCAAUUUUGAGUUCCAGUUGCCUAUUUGAGAUGGGACUCAGAAUUUUGUGCUAUAUGUAGUUGGCUUGUUUUAGAAAGGAGCUUCAAUCUUAAGAUUAUGACAUAAACACCUAAUUUGACUUGAUUUGCAUUUUUCAAAUCAGUGACCAUGACUUCAUCGUAUCUCCCAGCAACUACUGAGUCAAUUGCUCAGGCUUUAGAAGCGAAAACCCCUUCUGAAGCCAUCUCUAUCCUUUACCGUGUUAUUGACAACCCUUCAUCUUCCUCUGAGUCCCUGCGGAUAAAAGAACAGGCAAUCACGAAUCUCUCUGAUCUUCUUAGGCAAGAGAGCCGGGCAGAGGAGCUUCGAAGUCUUCUGACCCAGUUGAGGCCCUUUUUCUCCUUGAUCCCAAAGGCAAAAACUGCAAAAAUUGUCCGUGGGAUAAUUGAUGCUGUAGCUAAAAUUCCAAACACAUCUGAUCUCCAGAUUUCUCUUUGCAAAGAAAUGGUGGCUUGGACACGGGCUGAGAAGCGAACUUUCCUGCGGCAACGAGUUGAGGCAAGACUUGCGGCUCUCUUGAUGGAAAGCAAGGAGUAUUCAGAAGCAUUAACACUGCUGUCUGGUUUAAUCAAGGAGGUCAGGAGACUGGAUGACAAGCUUCUUCUUGUGGACAUAGAUUUGUUGGAGAGCAAACUCCACUUUUCUCUGAGAAACCUCCCAAAAGCCAAGGCUGCCCUUACAGCGGCAAGAACAGCAGCCAAUGCUAUUUAUGUACCUCCUGCUCAACAGGGUACUAUAGAUUUGCAGAGUGGGAUUCUUCAUGCAGAAGAAAAAGAUUAUAAAACUGCUUAUAGCUAUUUCUUUGAAGCUUUUGAAGCUUUCAACGCUCUUGAAGAGCCUCGGGCAGUGUUUAGCCUCAAGUACAUGUUGCUGUGCAAGAUUAUGGUGAGCCAGGCUGAUGAUGUGGCUGGAAUAAUAUCAUCCAAAGCAGGCUUGCAAUAUGUUGGGCCAGAGUUAGAUGCCAUGAAAGCUGUCGCUGAUGCCCAUGCAAAACGCUCUCUGAAGCUUUUUGAGACAGCUUUGCGGAAUUACAAGGCACAGCUUGAGGAAGACCCGAUAGUCCACAGGCACCUCUCUUCCCUGUAUGACACCUUGCUGGAGCAGAAUCUGUGCAGGUUGAUUGAGCCUUUCUCAAGGGUUGAGAUUGCCCAUAUUGCUGAGCUGAUCGAGCUGCCUGUAGAUCAUGUGGAGAAAAAGUUGUCCCAGAUGAUCUUGGAUAAGAAAUUUGCCGGGACUUUAGAUCAGGGUGCUGGAUGCCUGAUAAUUUUCGAAGAUCCAAAGACAGAUGCCAUAUAUCCGGCAACAUUGGAAACCAUUUCCAACAUUGGCAAGGUCGUGGACAGCCUCUACGUGAGAUCUGCAAAGAUAAUGGCUUAAAGAUUCAUGUGGUGAGAGGCAGUUUUCUAGCUGCCACUUUCUUCUUUCCUUGUUGCUUUUUUGUUGUUUAUUUUUAUUUUGAGCAAUUUCUUUGGUUUCUCAUGUGGAAUGAAUGCUGGACACAUUGAGGCUCUGGGAUUUACUCAGAGUAUGGGUGUUGUUUGGGUUAGAUUUGUAGUGUGUUUCAGGGUAAUAGUUCAUCCCGGCUCGGCUCUGCCCCCCGAACAAUGGAAUGAUGCUUUCUACCAAA
Molecule: messenger RNA, 2313 nt
Organism: Vitis vinifera (wine grape)
Lineage: Eukaryota; Viridiplantae; Streptophyta; Magnoliopsida; Vitales; Vitaceae
Product: 26S proteasome non-ATPase regulatory subunit 11-like
Exons: 2
Coding region: 795-2063 (422 amino acids)
Biological process (GO): ubiquitin-dependent protein catabolic process
Cellular component (GO): proteasome regulatory particle, lid subcomplex
Molecular function (GO): protein binding; structural molecule activity
Source: RefSeq, a predicted model, not a curated record